AUGAGCGUGACUGAGGCGGGGGAGGACGCCGGGGCGGCCGGGGUGCCGUGCUGUGAUACCGGUGAUAUUUUGAAGCUGGCGUACAACUUCAUAUUCAAAUUUCAGUCCAAGAAUCAGCCGUUGAAGGAGAAUGAAGACACGCGUGUUGUAGGUUCGGGCAGGCAUAGUGGAACCGAAACGGCGCUUUGGGUGCGUGAGGGAACAGAGAGGUUGCUUUACUUCUCGUAUCGCAACCGAUUCAUACCCUUGGCCAACGGCGCGACAACGGACCACGGCUGGGGCUGCAUGAUCCGGGCAGGGCAAAUGAUGCUGGGCUACGCGUUGAUGCGUUUCUUCAACAACGGCAACGCCCGCAUAGACGGCACGAACACAGAGGAGCUGAGGGAAAAGGCGCAGGCUUUUUUUCGAGACGUGCCUCAGGCUCCGUUUGGCAUCCACGCCAUCACGACGGAGGGCGUGGAGCACGGCGUGGCGUGCGGCAAGUGGUUUGGGCCGACACCGCUGGCCGUCACGCUCAGCCGGCUGAGUGCGACCCACUUGGCUGCCGGCGGCACGGGGCCGGUGGUGCUCGCUGUGAGCGACCGGUUGGUCGGCGCCCAGCGUGUAGAGCAGCUGCUGCGGCAGUCGGCUCAGGUAGUGCUGCUCAUCCCAGUGAUGCUGGGGCUCGGCGGCGUCUCGGCAAAGUACGCGCGACUGCUGACGCGGUGCCUUGACAUGGAGAGCUCUAUCGGCAUUCUCGGCGGGCGGCGCGCAGAGGCGUACUAUCUCUACGGGCAUCAGGGUGACGAUGUCUUCUUCUUGGACCCACACUUCAUUAAAACGGCCCCAACAUCGGUGGAUGACCUGAAGGCUCAGGUGGGUGUAAGGCGCAUGCUGCUGGCAACUGAAUUCGACACGUCGAUGGCGCUCGGAUUCUAUAUCUCCUCACUCGACAGCUUCACCACCUUCGAAGCGGAGAUGAAGGAGGCGAACGCUUUUCUGACGUUUCCCCUUGUUAGCGUUAUUCCAAAUGAUAGAGAGGCGCUUAAUCCAGGGAGAAAUUCUGAUGAGUGUACGUUUUCAGAUAACGAGUAG
Trypanosoma grayi is the source of this 1074-nucleotide messenger RNA. Its product is annotated as AUT2/APG4/ATG4 cysteine peptidase. The coding region runs from base 1 to 1074 and encodes 357 amino acids. Gene Ontology annotation, molecular function: protein-phosphatidylethanolamide deconjugating activity. The record is from RefSeq and is a predicted model, not a curated record. The transcript has a single exon. Lineage: Eukaryota; Euglenozoa; Kinetoplastea; Trypanosomatida; Trypanosomatidae.